Molecule: messenger RNA, 1783 nt
Organism: Penicillium brasilianum
Lineage: Eukaryota; Fungi; Ascomycota; Eurotiomycetes; Eurotiales; Aspergillaceae
Source: the annotation of a GenBank genome assembly
CCUCCUUUGUGGCAAGGCACAAGCCUUGUUGUCUCGGUGAGUUCGUAGGACCGAUGGACUUAACGCAUAGAGGGCUACCCGACUGGUAGGGUCUUCUUUUGUUCUGGCGGUGUUCGUCCAUCUGAGCCCUCAGUCACCUUGUCCGAUUGAUUCGAACUUAUUCCUCGAAUCUCUCCGCCUCCGAAUUUUACCUUUGCAUCACAACAUACGUGUCCGACCUUUGAUUUUUGCUGCAAUGUCAGGCCCUCAGACACACUCGGCAGUGCCUGGGUCCAGGGAUAGCACAACCCCAGUGCCAGUGGAAGAACAGAAUGAUGUGGAAAGGCAGUCGAAUUCAGAGACAAAGCGUCUGGAGCAUCCGCUUCUCUAUGACGCGACGCCGGCUACGGUUUUGGUUGACUUCGAAGGCACGGACGAUCCUUACCUGCCGAUGAACUGGCCAUUCCGGAAAAAGGUCCUCACAACUCUCUUGUAUGGAUUCACCACCUGCUGGAUCACGUUCGCCUCGGCCGUCUAUUCUGCGGCACUCGGACAAAUCUCAAAGGAAUUCGAAGUCAGUACUGAAGUAGCAGCAUCCGGUGUCAGUCUCAUAGUUUUUGGCUUUGGACUAGGUCCUCUCAUUUGGGCUCCUCUCAGCGAGGUAUACGGCCGAAAAUGGGUGGUUAUAGUGCCAUACUUUAUUGCAGCCAUUUUCUCCUUCGGAACAGCAACAGCAAAAGACAUCCAAACUGUUCUUAUCACUCGGUUCUUCACUGGCCUGUUUGGAAGCGCGCCCGUGACAAACACAGGUGGUGUCAUGGCGGACAUUUGGCCACCUCAACAGCGUGGCAUUGCCAUCGUCGGUUAUGCUAUCACCAUUGUCGGCGGACCAACACUUGGACCCAUUAUUGGAGGUGCCCUUACCUCGAGUUACCUUGGAUGGAGAUGGACCGAGUACUUGACCGGCAUCAUUAUGAUAGCGCAGGUUGUCUUUGAUGUUUUGUUCUUGGAUGAGAGUUAUCCACCAGUGCUACUUGCCUACAAGGCUCGUCGACUCCGCUUUGCAGGGAAGAACUUUGCGUUGCAUGCCAAGCAAGAAGAAUGGGAUCUUUCGAUUAAGGAGCUUUCGCAGAAGUACCUCGUUCGCCCCCUCCAAAUGCUGGGGACACCCAUCUGCCUACUGAUGAGUCUCUACGCGUCGUUUGUUUAUGGCAUCCUAUAUGCAAACCUCGAGGCCUUCUCUGUUGAAUUUCAGGAGAUUCGUGGGUGGGGACCUGUCGUGGGCAACCUUCCAUUCAUCUCGCUCCUCGUCGGAAUUUUCUUCGCUGCAGCGGUCAACAUCUACAAUAACAAGUACUACUUCAAAAAGUUCAAGGCAAAUGGCAACAAGGCCGUCCCCGAGGCUCGAUUGCCGCCAAUGAUGGUCGGAGGAUUUGCAUUCACGGCUGGUCUCUUUGUGUUUGGCUGGACCUCCUCGCCACAUAUCAACUACUGGCCUUCAAUCAUCGGCAUUGCUCUGACUGGAUUUGGAUUCACAACCAUUUUCCAGGCAGCCCUCAACUACUUGGUUGACACCUUCACUCGCUUCAGCGCCAGUGCUGUAGCAGCUAACACCUUCCUUCGGUCAAUGAUGGCAGGUGCAUUCCCGCUGUUCGUCUUGCCUAUGUAUCAUAACAUUGGCGUCAAUUGGGGGACCACGGUAUUUGGCUGCUUUGCAGCAAUUCUGAUCCCGGUGCCAUUCCUAUUUUUCUUCUGGGGAAGAGACAUUCGCGCUCGCGGACAAUGGAGCAAACACACAGUGUAG